Molecule: messenger RNA, 382 nt
Organism: Dentiscutata heterogama
Lineage: Eukaryota; Fungi; Glomeromycota; Glomeromycetes; Diversisporales; Gigasporaceae
Source: the annotation of a GenBank genome assembly
AUGACUGAAAUUAAUACAGCGAUACCAAUUGAAGAAUCUUCUGGCAUAAAGCUUGAUCCAACGGAAGAACAAAUUUUAAAGGAUCAGAUUGACGUUCCUGAAGGAAAAGUAUCAUAUAUAACUUUAUAUAGAUUUGCUACAAUACUUGACCGGAUAAUUAUGUUUAUUGGAUUAGUGUUUUCAGCGGGCACGGGAACCAUCAUGCCUGUAGUGAUAACCUUUUCCGGAAUAAUGGCCGAUAAUUAUACCCGUUUUCAAAAUCACACUAUAAGCAUUAGUUAUUUUAAUGAAGAAAUAAAUCGUCUUUCAGUAAUUCUUGUAUGCUUCGCCAUUGCCACUUUGGUUACUACGUAUAUAUCUGUAGCUACUUGGGCAUAUACUG